UACUUUUCAAUGUGAAAUAUUGGGCAAUUAGCAAAGCAACACUAAAUUAGAAACGUCAAAAAACAAAAAAAAGCCGCAUCGGCGACAGUAGUUUUAAUUUGUUUUUAUUGUUAUUAGUUUUAAUUAAUGUUAUAAUUAAUAAGUGUGUGCUGGAACCGUAGUAUUGUCUAGUCCUGUAAUAUAUCCCGCUCGCAAUCUGCUAUGCAAUGACUUUUAUUGUGCCAUAAAAUAUACAUUUGACGACUCUUUGUUCCCGAGGUGUUGUUUUCUUGAGAUUCGGGCGGCCGUUCCGUGUGGAACACUCAGCUAAACUUCCAAUUUAGUGCUAACAUUACGAUCUAGCCUCGGGAGGUUCCUGAAAACCAGUUUGAAACCAUUAUUGUUGUUUCGAAAUCUGUGUAUUUGGAGUGGUGUUGAAAUGGCGAGCAUACUCAAUGUUUCCCAAACAAAUCGAUGUUUACUGGCUAUAAAUGAAAUUCUGGUGGUCCAAUAAGAAUCCUACAUGAAAAUGUCUGUUCAGAAUCAGCAGGCAGUGUGGUCAGUGAAGGAAACAAUUGAUUCUAAGUAUGAAAAAUGUCGAAAUAUCACUGAAGAGAUUUAUAAAAGAAUAAACAUAACAUUUCAAAUAAAGCAGCUUGAAACGGCAGCGCAGAGUGAUGGCUCGGACCACAGCGAGCAAAUCGACAGCAACGAACUGAGCAACGAAACCGAUCUGUUUGCAUGCGACAAGACCAGCAUAUCAAGUAGCACUGAAGCUGAGAAACCGACUGCCAAGUUCGUUAACAUCAACAAUAAUGAGGAGAAACCUAAGAAACCGGUGGUUGUAUACAAGAGACCAAGAAAACGAUUCCGCAAACGUGUAAAGAAGCGGCAAUCGAAACAGCGGAGCGAUUCAGACGGGUCCAGCGAUGAGGCGCUCCCGCUUAGUCGGAUGGUGGAAGGGGCCAAAGAGUUGGGGGCCACCGAGCGGGGGGCCACCGAGCCGGGGGCCAACAGCGACUCGCCGGAUCGCGUGAUGGGCGUGCCUAAUGUAGUCAUACUCGCAAAAGACUUAAUGAAACCAAAAAUCCAGCCAGCCGAUAAGAGGUCAACGAACUCUCCAAACAGAGACAGCAAGAAAUCGCAGAGCGAGACGGAGAACUCAGAGAGAACCAUUCCGACCAUAAACAAGACAGAUCCGGCCAUAGGGAAGAAAGAUUCGGCCAUAGAGAAGAAAGAUCCGGCCAUAGAGAAGAAAGACCCGGCCAUAGACAAGAUAGGGGCGACGGGAAAAGAUGGCAAAGGCGUAGAUUACAAAAGUUGCAACAUGUGUAGUCUGUCGUUCAGAGGCGAGAGAGGAUUGAGGCGACACAUCACCAUGUCUCAUUUGAUAGAACCAGUCAAACCCAAUGAUAUGAAGCCAGCUUAAGUAAGACCUAAUUUAGCCAUAAAAACAAGCACACUUAUCAACCCGGAAACGGAUCGUAACCGUAUCAACCCGAGGCGCACCGUAACGUAAACGCCUCGCGUUUGACAGCGCGGUGAAAGUGUUGUGUUCAUCCCUUUCCGCGUUGAUAAGUGUGCUAUGACCUUUAAUUGUCAACAUUAGUGCUUAAUGCGGGUAGUUGUGAAGCCAUGAGAAAUGUAAUGAUUGUGUUCGCAAAUAUUCGCACGUUUUCUUAUGGGGAUAUCAAAUAGAAAGAGCAUUAAAAAUGCACUGUUAAGUACGAAUUGUAGGUCUCGUUCUUAACUUAGUCAAUGCCUGAGGCAUGGGAGGGGUGACAUUGACAUAAAAUAUUAUGACGUGACAGAACAUACAAAUCUUAUAGAUGACCCACGCUGAACUGUCCCACCAAACUCAAUGACAGGGCGCCACCAUCGUUCAACUAUAUGGUUUCCAACAUGGCAAAAAUCGGAACCAGCGAUCCGGUAUUGACGGUGGCGCCCCACUGUCAAUGUCAUGCAUAGGACAGUUCAGUAUUUUGGAACUGUAUGCACAUUUUUGAAGUCUCGCUGACGUUUGACGUCACAAAAACACCCUCCCGUGCCGCUCCCAUACCUCAGGCUCUAACUCUGUUAAUCGCUAUACCUGCAACUUGCAUUAAGCACACGAAGGCAGUGUUGUAUUAUAUUAAUGUGGAUUUAUAUUUAUCUGAAGUGUUGCGAUGGCUUCUGACGUAAAACAUAUUCCGUUCUGAUGCGUCACGACACUACGUCAGACAAAUAUAAAUCCACUUUAAAAAAAAAUUGAUUAUUAAGAAAAAUUAUCUUUUUCACAUUGACUUAAAUCAUCAAAUGGUUUGAACGCUGCAUUCUAUGUUGACAGUACCACAAUGGUAGUAGAUGCUUAUUUAGUAAAUUAUAAUAAUCAUUUAAAAAUAAAUCACACGAAACCGAUUAUUGUUGUCUCUCUCGCAAUCUUGAACGAUGGUAUGUGUGUGAGAGAGAUAACAAUCGGAGUAGAUGUUCAAUCGCUCGCUCUAGUCUAAAAAAGUCAUUUUAAAAAACCUCUCGUUCGAAGUAAUUAGGCUCAUUUAUUGUCUAUGCGUUUAAGCUUUAGUUCUUUAGAUAGUGAAUAUCCGUGUUUAUCUAAAUUGCACCUUAUAUACAUUUGAAAGAGUAGCUAUUUCAAUAUUUCAUUGAUAGUUCAAAGAGUGAGACUAAAGGCGGAUUUAUAUUUGUGUGACGUGCUGUUUCGUGUCGUGACGCAUCAGAACGGAAUUUGUUUU
Messenger RNA from Ostrinia nubilalis (European corn borer), 2708 nucleotides. RefSeq lists its product as uncharacterized. Bases 503 to 1408 code for a protein of 301 amino acids. The record is from RefSeq and is a predicted model, not a curated record. The transcript has 5 exons. NCBI's taxonomy places the organism in Eukaryota, Metazoa, Arthropoda, Insecta, Lepidoptera, Crambidae.